GUAUCAUGCAGAAGAAUUAAAAGAUACGAAUGAUUCUUCUAACGAAUUGGAUAUAAGCAGUAUAAGCACAACGCCAGAAGCAGAAGCAAAGAAAAUAAAGAAGCAGAAAAUAAUUACUUCAUAUGUUUCUAAGAAAAGUUUAUUAUAUAACGAAACUGAUGAAAAAAAACGUAACUUGGACAAACUAGUAGCAUUAAUGAUUGCAAAGGAUUUGCAGCCAUUUUCGAUUGUGAACGACAAAGGAUUUCAGGCUCUAGUUCAUGCAUUAGAUCCGAAAUACAAAUUACCGAAUAAAACAACAUUGCGAAAUACGAUACUGCAAUCUUUGUUUAUCGAAGUUAAUACCAAGCUACAAGAUAUUCUUGACCAAACAGAAUAUGUAUCAUUUACUACAGAUUUAUGGUCAUCUAUGGUAGGAGAGGGCUAUAUCACAAUCACUUGCCACUUUGUUUUACAUGGAGAUCUUAAAACUGUGGUACUAGAGACAAUUCAAAUAGAGGGUAAUCAUACAGCUGAGCAUAUUAAGGAGCAUAUUGAGAAAGUUAUUAAAAAAUGGCAUUUGAAAGAUAAAGUACAAUGCAUCGUUACUGACAAUGCUCAAAAUAUGAUUAAUGCUUGUAAUCUGCUUAAAAUAAGGCAUUUACCUUGCUUUGCUCAUACCUUAAAUCUAACAGUAAAUGAUGGAUAUUUUAAAAAAAGUACUGUUGCAAUGGAUAAAUUACGAGAAGAACAACGCAAAAGAAAUUUGAAACAAUUAAAACCAUUGCAAGAGGUUGCAACAAGGUGGAAUAGUAUUUUGUACAUGAUUAAACGACUGAUCGCUUUAAACACAGAAGACUGUUUAAUUGUAACUCUGUCAAAAUUGCCCAAAGCGCCAGAAUCACUAAACUUUAAUAACUUCAUUGAGUUAAAUGAAAUGGUAAAGGUGCUUCAACCUUUUGAGACCGCAACAAAUCAAAUUUCUGGACAGAAAUAUGUGACGGUAUCGUUAAUUAUCCCUUUGGUGGUAGGACUAUAUAAUAAUUUAACUGAAAUAGAGCACUCACUUACCAGUGAUAUUGGGAAACAACUAUGUACAGAAUUAAAAUUAUCUAUAGUAAAACGACUCUUUAUAUAUGAACAAAGAACUAUUCCUAAAGUUGCGACAUUAUUAGAUCCUAGAUUAAAGAAAUAUGCAUUUCGUAAUAUAGAAAAUGCGAAUAGUGCUCAGCAACUUGUUCAACAAGAAGUGGCUCAACUAAUCAGAAAAGAGAAACAAUUGCAUUUGGACAGUGAACCAUCUACUUCUCAGAUAUUGUCACCUUCAUCGGUUUCAUCAAUAUCGAGUGAGUCAACUAAAGCAACGACAAAUGUUGGAUUGAUGGAUUUUUUAUACCAGCGCAUUUCUCAAGUAACAAACACGUCAAAUGCGACGGCAGACAGUAUUAUAAUAACUCGUCAAUAUUUGGAAUUGCCCACGCUUGAAUUGAAUGAAAAUCCGAUUUCAUAUUGGAUAGAAUAUCCUGCAAAGGAACUUUGGAAGAUAGCUGAACGCUACAUUUGCGUCCCAG
This is a messenger RNA of Cyphomyrmex costatus, 1550 nucleotides long. Its product is annotated as zinc finger BED domain-containing protein 4-like. The annotation marks the transcript as partial. The transcript is spliced from 3 exons. Lineage: Eukaryota; Metazoa; Arthropoda; Insecta; Hymenoptera; Formicidae. The record is from RefSeq and is a predicted model, not a curated record.